Molecule: messenger RNA, 4294 nt
Organism: Schistocerca gregaria
Lineage: Eukaryota; Metazoa; Arthropoda; Insecta; Orthoptera; Acrididae
Gene: Vps20
Product: charged multivesicular body protein 6-A
Exons: 2
Coding region: 324-962 (212 amino acids)
Biological process (GO): vesicle budding from membrane; late endosome to vacuole transport via multivesicular body sorting pathway
Cellular component (GO): multivesicular body; ESCRT III complex
Source: RefSeq, a predicted model, not a curated record
AGACUCUGGUUUCCCUACAGAUUCAUGCCUAUGGAAACCUCUCUAAUCGGUCUACUGUGAUAUCUUUACAGCCGUAAGAGAUAAUAUUCUUAGGCGAGAGUAGCGUGACGUACAGGACCGAGGAGAGUAAUAUAAUAGAAAUAGAGUAUUAUAUUCUGAUCAUCUGAUUUAAGUCAGAUGUGUACGGAAGAACUUACGUGGGUGUGUGAGUGUCAGACUCGUAGACUACAUUUUUGCUGUUGUCAAGAACUGUGCAUAUCAUGAUCUGUAGUAUAUUUAAAAGUGAUUGUGUUGUAGUUGUGGUGAAAAAGUGAACGUAAAUAAUGGGUGCUUUGUUUGGUAAAAGUAAAAAACAUGUGAGUCGGGUAACGGAGCAGGACAAAGCUAUAUUGCAGUUAAAACAACAACGAGAUAAACUGAAACAGUAUCAGAAGAGAGUAGAGUCUAUGUUGGAGAAAGAUAGACUACUUGCACGGAAACUGUUGCAAGAUGGUAAAAAGGAACGCGCUAAGCUCAUAUUACGGAAGAAAAAGUUUCAAGAACAGCUUCUCGAAAAAACAGACGGGCAAUUGGAAAACCUUCAGAGGCUUGUCCAUGAUUUGGAGUUCGCACAGAUAGAGAUACAGGUAUUAGAUGGACUUAAAGCCGGCAACGAGGCGCUGAAAAAAGUACACGACAUUAUCAGCGUUGAUGAGGUGGAACGAAUUCUUGAAGAAACUCGUGAAGGGGUCGAAAAGCAGCGAGAGAUUGACGAACUGUUGAGUGGCGCAUUGUCUGCUGACGACGAAGAGUCUGUAGAAGCAGAACUAGAAGAAAUAAUAAAGGAAGCUCUUCCAGAUGUCCCCGAAGCCGAGGAUGAAGAGCUAGAAUUACCUGAGGUUCCUACAGAUGAAGUAGAAAGAAGGAAGGAGAAAGCAAGAGCCCAGAAGAGUGUGCAACGACUGCAAGACCAGUGUGAUUGAUAAGAUUUUCGCUAUGUUACUCGUGAACUUUUAUAUGUAUUUCUGUUCUAUUGGAAGAGAAUAGUAAAGUUAAUGUGACAGACAAGAGUAUUGUCGUACUGUUGUCCAUAACUUCAUCAUAAAGUGUGUAUAGGCCUAGCACAUACAGUGCCACUUGUUUUUUCCAGAGUUUAUUCUGGCAUGUGCUGUGAUAAUAAUGUAAGGUGAUAAUGUAGGUUUCUAUAAUGGCCUGUGUCAAUUUGUUGAAUGUUAUUGCUGCUUUCUCAUCCAUAUUCCCCCCCCCCCCCCCCCCCCUCCUUAUGUAUGCAGGAUGCUUCUCAAACUUUUAAUACUGCAAUACUCAAACUGCGGCCUUGUUGGUAUAAAAAUAUUUUAUUCAUAACAAAGUGCCUCUGUGACAUAUUCUUGUGAAGGCAUCUGGUUACCACAUUUAUUUAAACCAGUGUAAAUACUUUUGGAUUAGAGACCACUCACUGAAAAGCAGAAGUGUUAGUUGUUGGUACACACAAAAGGAACAUAAACUUGAUGGCUUUUGGAAUGGGGGUAGUGUCAGAUAGGGUGGGUAGAGGGAGGCUGGAGGCAGGGAGAGGAUGGGGUGUGGGAGGCUAACAGCUCAGAGGGAGACAGCUGAUUAGCUAACAAGAAAUGUGGGAGCAAGGGUUGACGUAUAUGCAUACAAGGCAUGCAGCACAUUGUUGUUGGAGCUGGUGGGUAGUGGCGCACGCUGGAGAUGACAUCGGGACACAAAUUGGAAGGGGGUGACAGGACGGAGGAAGGGAAAACUAUCGGGUGGAGAUCACAGGGGUAGUGGGUUACCAGAGAUCGAGGCCAGAAUGAUUAUGGGAGUGAAAGCUGUGUUGUAAAAAAAACUCCUAAGUUCAGAGAAAGAUCCUCCAUGGCCCGGGUUAUGAAGCAAUCGUGAGCAUUUUGUUUCAGCUGCGUUUUGUGCCACCGAGUGGUAAACUUUGUUCUUGGGACCAGUUUGAUGGCGGCCAUUCAUCGUCAUAGAUGACUAAUUGGCAGUCAUAUCGACAUUGAAAUGUCGUAUGACGAGGGCCUCCCUUUCAACAGAGUUCUCUCUGAUGUGGCAGGAGAAAACUGACAGGCUGGAGUGGGAGGUGCUGAGUGGGUCGAUUAGGCAGGUCCUGCACAGUGAAAGUGGCAUAGUAUGCAUUAGGAUAAUGGAACAGCAUUUUAGGGUGGGAAGGAUGUAGGGUUCGAUGUUCCUCAUUUCCCGUCAUGAUGAGUGAUACUGAAAGCCCUGGUGAAGGUUAAGGUUCAGUUCCCACACCCCCUACCCAACAGUUUGCCCUUUCUCUGUCCGGUCACUCACUCCCAGUUCAUGUCACUUUCAAAAUGCACUGUUCUCCAUUAUCUCUGACAACUGCGCAUCACAAGCCCAGCCUGUGUACUUGCCACCAUCCACACCCUCUUUCACAUUCCUUGCCAGCAAAAUCAAACUGGCUGCCUCUGUCCGAUCUGCUAGCAUCCCACUUCAGAUCCCUCUCCUGCCUCUGGUCUGUCUCUAGCCACCCCCACUUAUCCUGCAACAACCCACAACCUAGCAAUCUCUCUCUCUCUCUCUCUCUCUCUCUCUCUCUCUCUCUCUCUAUCUCUAUCUCUAUCUGUGUGUGUUUGUGUCUGUGUGUGUGUGUGUGUGGGGGGGGGGGGGGUUACUCAGGAAGCUAGCAGGUACUUUCUUUUUGUAGUGACUGUCAACAUCUCUGCUUUUCAGUGAGUGGUCUCAUGUAAGUGUUUCCAUUCUACCAGACCUUUCCUACGAUGCUUGUUUGAAGCCAUUUGUGAAUAAGGAUAAAAUACUAUUUUAACUGUGUUAACCAAAGGUUGUAUUAUUUUGAAGAGUUUGUUGCAGCUUAGAAAAAUAAGAGAUCAACAUUAUUUUUGUAUGUCUAUUAGAUAGUGAAAAGUGUCUUAAAAUGUACAAGCAGGCAAAUUAAAAAAUUUCAUUCUGCAUCAUUAUUACUACUUAAUAACAGCAAGUGUAAUUUAGUCAGAAUUUUUCCACUCGUUGGAUAUUUGCUUAUUUAUUUUCUGCUUCCUUUUUAUCCAGUGUAUGAAAUAGAAAAAAACACAAAUAUUCAAUUUUUAAUAAAAAUAUACCAUGCAAUAUUUUAAUUUUUUUAAUUGUAAAACCUAACGUUAAUUCCAUGUUUUAUAGUACAGAAAAAUCAAGUGACUGCACACCUUAAAUUUCAUUCUCAUGGCCUGAACUGCUGAUUUCAGAAGUGUCUUUUGAAACUAUUUUCAUGGGGAAACCUGUGAGACACUGUCUUGUACCUUUCCUUCCUUCUAGUAUGGCUGUGAAGGUAUAGUGUGUGCAAUGUGUUUCAGUUAGUUCUUUCAUUGUCUUCACUGUAUCUGCCAGGCAAAUGCUAUUUAUUUGUUUGCAGAUUUAAGUUUUAGUAUGAAUUUUUGAUGUUACUGUUCGGUGAGUAAGUGUGAUCAAUAAUAUAGUUAAUGUCACUAUUUAUGUUUAACAUAAGUAGCUAGCUCAUCACUAAAUGUAUGCCCAAAUGUUGCAGUGGAUUAUUUAGCCACUGAGAUGAAUCUAUCCAUCAGCAGCUACAAAAACAUAAAGAAGCCAUCAAAAAAAUCCAACAUCAAUUUACAUUUAUGAAAAUAUACUGGAAAAAAGGUUAAAUUUUAUUGCACUGUCAUAAGAUCUGCUUGAUUACUUGGAACUGAGAUGUUAGGAAAUACACUAAUGGCUUUACAGUUGCAGUUCGCUAUUCCUUUAUUUUGUGCAGUCAGUGCUAUACCAAUUUCCCAUUUCAUAUUUUUUUGAAGAUAGAUAUUCUGACAGAAUGAACUCGCUUGAUAUGUUAAUUUACUUGUUGCAUAUAAAUACAUACUUUUCUUGCUGUGUGAAACAAAAACAUACCAUUAUAUCAAUGACUGUACACAUUGCUGUUUUACCACCAUAACUUGCUUUUAUAGUGUUAGUCAUUUCCAAAAAAAACAGAAGUUAGAGCAUGGCUGGCCCUUAAAAUUUUAUCAAUUUGAGCUGUUUCUUGAAAUUUAUAUAAAUUAAGUGUUAAACACUCACCAAGAAGGAUAACAGUACUCUGGAUAAUAAAUAUCCAUUUAAUUUAAAAAUGGGAGCUUUCCUACAACUAUGGAAAAGCUUAGACUGAAGAUUUACAAUUUUAAUCUUAAAUUAGUAUGUUUAACUUGUGAUAGUUGAACAGCUUCCAAAAUGUUGUGCUGUAUUUGUAUUUUGGCUAGUUUGUUUUGUUCACAAUUGUGUGUUAAUUUUGCUUCACUUAACUUCGUUAUUUUUUAAUACUUCAAUAAAAUAGCACUCAGACAUA